Messenger RNA from Paramecium pentaurelia, 1431 nucleotides. Lineage: Eukaryota; Ciliophora; Oligohymenophorea; Peniculida; Parameciidae. The record is from the annotation of a GenBank genome assembly.
AAUGGAUUGGACUGGAUUACUUGCUUGGUCAAUAAAUUAAAAAAAUGGAGAGAAAUUUGAUACUUCAAUAAAACCAAUGGAUGAAGAGACUAAAAAAUGGUUAACUGAAGCAUUAUAAAGUUAUUCUGUUGAUGAAUUUUAAAUGAUAAAAGACUUGUUAGAUAAAAUAGCUAAACCAGAAUAAGAGAAUGAAGAAGAAUAACGUUUAGAAUGGUUUGAAUAAUUAAUGGAAUUAUUAGAUGCUUUAGAUAGGGCUAAUGAUUUUUGUAAAAUUGGUGGGUUGAAUCUAAUGUUCAAUUAUUAUUAAACUACUAAAUUUGAUUCUAUAAAAUUGUAAGCACUAAAAAUAAUUGCAAAUUGUAAUCAAAAUAAUGCCUUUGUUUAAGAAUAUUGUGGAGAAAAUGAUUAUCUUAAAAUUGUAAAUGAAAUAGAGAAAAUUAAUAAUUUAAAAUUAAAAGAACAACUUAUAAGUGCACUUUCUAGUAUGAUAAGAGGAGAAUGCUUAAAUAAUAAAAGAAAGUUUAUAGAUAUGAAUGGAAUACAACUGUUAUUAAAUCAUUUAGACUCAAAUAGAUGUAUUGAGAAGAUUGCAAAUUUAUUUAGAGAUCUAUUAUAUUAUGAUGAUUAAUUACAUAAAACUUAUCAUGAUUUAUCAAAAUUUUCAAAUACAGCAGGAUAAACAAUAAAAUAGCAAGAUAAAAAGAAUUAUAAUCUAACAACAGAUAUAAAUGAAGAAUUACUUAAAUCUAAUGAAUUACCUUAAAAUCUUAAGUAUAAAGGAAGUGUCAAAAAAAUAUUGAUAGAUUUGAAAUUCCUUAGUUAUGCAAAUAAAUUCAUAUUUGAUACUUCUAUUAAAAAUUCUGAUCUUAGAAUAUAAUAUUUAUCAUGUUCAGAAAUAUUGUUAAAAAUUAAAAAUGAUUAGGAAUUUAAAUAAAUUAUAUAAACUCAUUUAGAACAUCUUUUAAAGGAACAAGAUUAAGAUGAAGGAGAAAUAAAUUUAUGUAAAUAAAUAUUGUGAUUUUAUUAUUAAUUUUUGUAAAUAUAUAUAUGAAAACGAUUUAGUCUUUGUCACAAAUAAUGAUAUUUGCAAAAGAAUUAGAAAAAACUUCUAUUCUUUACUCUGUCUGUUUUGGUUUGAAGAUUAGUUUAAUGAGUGAUACAUAUUUGGAAUUACAGGAUUCAAGGAAAUUUAAAAUUUGUUUUUAUCGAGUCAAUAAGUUUAAUUUUGAAUAAUUAUUAGUUUUGCCUAACAAACUAAAGGAUAUAGUCCAAUAUUAUCUUUUAAGGUAUCUGAGUUUGAUGAAACUCUAAAAAAAUUAAUUCAUUAUGGAGCUCAAUAAGAACAGAAUAUAUUAGAAUAAAAUAAUUAAAAAGUAAUUAUUAAUAAAAUUAAUUGAUAGCUUUUUUGUAAGGAAUAAAUGGUGAAAUGAU